CAGAGACAGUUGGAGCUACAGAGCGCGCUCAAGGAGAAGCAGCAUCAUUUGCGGGAGACACAGCAUUAUACAUUUAAAGAAAAAGAUAUUUUGCUGCAAAAAGGCUGCAGACUUCUAGAUUGCAAGAGUAAAGAAAAGAAGAAAAUAUCAUCUGGACCCAACAAAGACAAAGCUAUGAGGCCGCGGUCCAGACUGCUGUCCAAGAGAACACUCCUGCUGCCAACAAUCAGAGAGGGCACUGAGGAGACGGUGAGGGAUUUGAAUGAGGCCAACACACUCCACAUCGCUGGCUGUGGCCAGACUGUGUCCUCGGAGGACUACCUCCUCUCCAUCUGCCACCUGGCCCACCCCACCUUCCCCAGCAGGGACGUCUCCUCUGACAACAUCCACGCACGGCACCUGGACGCCAUGCACCAGAGGCAGCGGCUAAGUGGAACCACAUCGACCACCUUUGAAUUCAGCUCCUCAGAGGAGGCACACGCCAUCGAUAUGCAGAAGAGGGAGGAAAAAGGACUGAAUGGCGAGCUGAUGUUUGGCAACUCUGACCCUCUGGAGUAUCUUUAUGGACACCAGAACAAUCUCUCAGGAGGCCUGAGAAGGGCAUUUGUUGAGGAAAGGUUUAUCAGGCAACAUGGGAGCAUAUGGAAGGGCCAGGCUCGCUCUAGAGCUCACAGCAUCCCCUGUGCUUCAAGUCCAGACCUCUCACGCCAACGCAAGAGCAGCUGCCCUGAGUUACACAUCAGCAAUAACACCUCUAUUCCAAACAUCUCCCCAAAGCACAGCUUCUCCAGACUGGAGGCCAGGAGAGGGAGCCCAGCAGAUAGAGGAGCAGAGGAAGAGAGACAGAAUCCAACCAUCAAACAAUCCCUCAUCUCCCAGUGGAUCUCUGACUGCAGGUCGGCAUGGAGGGAGGCACGCGUACGAGCCUGCAUGCUCCCCGCCAUCGCUGAGAUAUAGGGCGGAAAUGGACAGAAGUUGUGACAGAAGACAUUCAUGAAUAAAAUAUCCUUAUCUAUUUCUGUCAGUGCAUGGGACAUUGACGUAAGGGGAUAUGUAAAUGUGUAUAAUGCUGAUAAUUAUAAUUAAAUAAACAGAGACAAGUAAAUAUUGUCAUGAUUGUCCAUCUGUAAUGUAUUCUCAUUAUUAACUGGUACAACCUACCUGCACUAUAUGUAUGCUGGCAAUCAUACAAAUAUAAAAUUAUAAAAGUAAACAUAUCUGCAAAAUCUUUCAUAAGUAUGAAUCAAUAAAACAUUGUUUUGAUACUCUCAA
Messenger RNA from Centropristis striata (black sea bass), 1272 nucleotides. RefSeq lists its product as uncharacterized. NCBI's taxonomy places the organism in Eukaryota, Metazoa, Chordata, Actinopteri, Perciformes, Serranidae. Gene Ontology annotation, biological process: regulation of autophagy. Bases 175 to 957 code for a protein of 260 amino acids. Gene Ontology annotation, cellular component: mitochondrion. The transcript has 2 exons. The record is from RefSeq and is a predicted model, not a curated record.